This is a messenger RNA of Trypanosoma cruzi, 645 nucleotides long. RefSeq names its product retrotransposon hot spot (RHS) protein, putative. The annotation marks the transcript as partial. The record is from RefSeq and is a predicted model, not a curated record. Lineage: Eukaryota; Euglenozoa; Kinetoplastea; Trypanosomatida; Trypanosomatidae. The transcript has a single exon.
CCGAAGGAUAUUUUGUUGCUAGUGUUGGCAUCGCGUGGGUACUCUUGCUUCCCACAUAUCUGGAAAAAAUUGGGUUGGUGCGCUUUCAUGUAUGAGGAGUUUAUCAGUGCAUUAGUAAAGGAACUCAAGGAGCUGCCGCCACCAUCGCCUUCCGAACCACGGUCCUCAGUGCUGAAGUUAAACCAUCAAGGGCACCCCACUCGCACCGUUGGAUUAGGGGAACUGGAAAACGGUGUCACGAGGAUUCCGAUGGAGUAUCGGGUUAUGUACAAACCGGAGGCUCAAAACUUUCCGCUGGUGGACGGCUUUUUCUUUGUUGAUUCGCCGCGGAAGACGCUGGUUGGGCUGCAGAUGGCUACGGCGGGUGAGCACCACACGACAACCAGCACUGUGAAUCUGUUCAAAAAUAAUAUGGCGGCAUAUUUUAAGGGCUGGAAGAAAUUAUCCCGAGACAUGUCGUGGGAGAUUAUUUAUGUGCAGCACGAAAACAGCACAAUGAUAACGAACUGGCAGAGAUGUGGUCCCGUCAUUACCAAAAAUUUGAGCGACGCUGAAAAAGAGAUUGUGGCCUUCUGGAACGGAAACGUACACGAAUACCAGUUUGCGUUGACAACUGAUUUUGUAAAUAAAAUCCGAGCAAAGUGA